This is a messenger RNA of Prunus persica (peach), 1410 nucleotides long. Its product is annotated as hyoscyamine 6-dioxygenase. The transcript has 4 exons. The record is from RefSeq and is a predicted model, not a curated record. The coding region runs from base 192 to 1241 and encodes 349 amino acids. NCBI's taxonomy places the organism in Eukaryota, Viridiplantae, Streptophyta, Magnoliopsida, Rosales, Rosaceae.
UAGCCGGCAAGACUAAUUCAUAUACAAGUAUAGCCCACGUGAAAGGAACAAAUAUUAUAUUAACUCCAAUUGAAUAAUAAAAAAAUAAAAAAAUAAAAAAUUGGAGCACAUACAUGGAUGGCUGACUUUACCAGGUGUAAGUUUGGAAGCUACUCCAAUCACUCCGAGAUUAUACACCAGAUUAUCUGGGCAUGUUCAUUGGCAUUGGAGCAAUGGAGAAGCUCGUUUCUAGCUGGUACAACGUUCAACCCUUGCCGGACAAUUACAUAUUCCCACCAGAUGCAAGACCCGGGAAGCUAGACGUUCCUUUAUGCAACAACAUUCCAGUGAUUGAUAUGGGUGGAGCUGGAGCAGAAGCUCAUGACAGAACCUCUAUAAUUCAGCAAAUGCUGAACGCGAGCGAAGAAUUUGGAUUUUUUCAGGUAAUCAACCAUGGCAUACCAGAAAAUUUGCUGAAAGACACAAUGAGGGUGUUCAAGGAGUUUUUUGAGUUACCUUUAGAGGAUAAGGCAAGCCUCUACUCUGAGGACCCCAACAAAAACUGCAGGCUCUUCACCAGCAGUGGCAAUUAUGACUGGGAAGAAGCUCAUUUUUGGCGUGAUAUCUUAAGACACUGUUGUCAUCCUUUGGAGCAGUGCAUCCAAUUUUGGCCUCAAAAGCCAAUUACAUAUAGAGAGCAUGUUGGUGCAUGUUCCACCCAAGUGAGGGAAGUGGCUUUGAACAUUUUGCAGCUAAUCAGUGAAGGACUUGGGCUAGAACCUGGGUAUUUCAGGGAUGAACUUAGCCAAGUGUCUUUACUCUCAGUCAAUUAUUACCCACCUUGUCCAGACCCAAGUUUGACAUUAGGGGUACCUAAACACUGUGACCCAAACCUCAUAACCAUUUUACUUCAAGGGGAUGUAAAUGGGCUUCAAGUUUUCAAGGAUGGGGAAUGGAUUGGUGUGGAGCCUCUUCCCAGUGCACUUGUGGUCAACAUAGGCUAUCAGUUACAGAUUAUCAGUAAUGGGAAGCUGAAAUGUGCCGAACAUCGGGCCGUUACGAAUUCCAGAAAUGCUAGGACAUCUACUGCAUUUUUCUUUACGCCUUCCCCUGAUUGUCUCAUAAAACCUGCAGGAGCUCUUAUUAACGCAAGCAAUCCCCAACGCUAUAAAGCCUUUCAGUACAAAGAGUUCAUUACCAACUAUGCUAUGAAGCAGGGUAAAACCGACAUUGUACUUGAACCAUUCAAGCUCCAAGCUUAGUUGAUGAUCAUGCUGUGAAAAAGGAGAAAUGCUCUUGAACUUCUGGUUGAGCUUUGUUCAUUUGAAUAACUGUCUUUUUGCUCUAUGUAGAGGCAAAAGCAGAGCAACUGGGUGUACAUUGACAUUGUAAAAUUGUUCACUGGAUCAUUCAAGUUUAAAGAGAAGUUAA